GUGGAUGGCGCUAUUUCCCCUAGUGAUCUGGGUUGAAAUUCUUCUGUCUGAAAAAAAUACGUUCGAUGACACCGCGGUGGUGGCACCGUCAGCAAGCAGUAGGCACACACAGCUGAGCUCGCACCCCUCUGAGCGAUCUAUCGUCAUCAUCGGUUUCCCACGCUGGUAUGUUCUCCAACCGAAAAGGGAACAGUUCACUCGCUACUGCUUUUCCCCACAACGGUUCUAACUUCGAAUCCUCGAUAGCCAUGGUGGGAGCAACAUCGUCGCGGAUUUAGGUGACAUUAUCGGAGAUAAGAAACUACUACAUCGAGACAACAAAGCAUUCCUUUUUUUUCUUCUUUUUUUUAUUUUUACGGCGGGUGGAAAGACUGCAUCUGACCUGAAAAUAAGCUCCGGGGACGGGGUCACUGGUCGAAACAACGCACAUCGUUUCUGGCCUCCCCUGCCCGAGAGCUCCAUGGAGAAGAUGAAGAGGUUCAGAAGGAGGCUGUCCCAGACUCUGAGAGGUAGUCAGACCAUGGAUGAGUCUCUGUCUGAACGGGCUGAACAGAUGACUAUAGAGGAGAACGGCAUCAAAGACAGCGAGCCAAUGGUGAGGAACGGUCACGGUCGCCCCCCCUCAGUCCACAGUGUUCACUCCUUCCUGCACCAGUACACAGGUCCCUUUAAGAAGCCCACACUACGGAGACCUCAGAGUGUCAUAGGAGGAGGAGGGCUAGGGUCUCUCAUAGCUAUGCCCCGCAACGGCAGCCGCCUCGACAUUGUCCAUGAGAACAUGAAGAUGGGUUCUGAUGGAGAGAGUGACCAUGCAUCAGGGACGAGCUCAGACGAGGUGCAGUCUCCCACAGGAGUGUGUCUAAGGAACAGGGGCAACCGACGCAUUUCCGCAGAGGACCUGAACAAGCGUCUGUCCCUGCCUGCUGACAUCCGUAUCCCAGACGGUUACCUGGAGAAACUACAGCUGACCAGCCCCUCCUUUGACCAGCCCCUCAGCCGCCGCUCCCGAAGAGCAUCACUGUCAGAAAUUGGAUUCGGCAAACUGGAGACCUACAUCAAACUGGACAAAUUAGGAGAGGGGACGUAUGCUACAGUGUUUAAAGGAAGGAGUAAACUGACAGACAACCUGGUGGCUCUGAAGGAGAUCAGACUGGAGCACGAGGAAGGAGCACCCUGCACCGCCAUCAGAGAGGUGUCCUUACUGAAGGACCUGAAACACGCCAACAUUGUGACCCUGCACGAUAUCAUCCACACAGACAAGUCCCUGACGCUAGUCUUCGAGUACCUGGACAAGGAUCUGAAGCAGUACAUGGACGACUGUGGGAACAUCCUGAGCAUGCAGAACGUCAAGAUAUUCUUGUUCCAGAUCUUGCGAGGGCUGGCGUACUGUCACAAACGGAAGGUUCUACACAGAGAUCUGAAGCCUCAGAACCUGCUCAUCAACGACCGAGGAGAACUCAAACUGGCAGACUUCGGUCUGGCCCGGGCCAAGUCAGUCCCCACUAAGACGUACUCCAACGAGGUGGUGACGCUCUGGUACCGGCCUCCUGACGUUCUACUGGGCUCCUCAGAGUACUCCACACAGAUAGACAUGUGGGGUGUGGGGUGUAUAUUCUAUGAGAUGGCUGCCGGGAGGCCUCUGUUCCCUGGUUCUGCUGUGGAGGAUGAACUGCAUCUCAUCUUUAGACUGCUGGGCACACCCACAGAGGACAGCUGGCCUGGGAUCUCCUCCAUGGACGAGUUCAAGUCCUACAAGUUCCCCAAGUACAAGACACAGCCCCUUAUCAACCAUGCACCCAGGUUAGACACUGACGGCAUUGACCUGCUUCUGUCAUUUCUAAAAUACGAGUCCAAGAAGCGGAUGUCUGCAGAUGAGUCGAUGAGAGAGCCCUACUUCAGCAGCCUGGGAACGCGCGCACACACACUGCCAGAGAGCAUAUCCAUAUUUACACUGAAGGAGGUCCAACUGCAAAGAGAUCCUGGCUAUAGGAACUCUAACUAUCCUGAGUCAGGUAAUGGCAAGAACAGAAGGCAGAGCAUGCUCUUCUAGGUUCCUGUUCAACAGCUACCUGUACAGUCAUACAGACGGAGACAGUUCAGUCCCAGAGAUGGAUAUCUACAAGGGCCAGGGGGGUAGGAUACCCCCCCCCCCUCCUCCUCCCUCUGUGUGGCCCCCCCCUACCUGCCAGGGGCCCCUAUCUACAGUACAGUUUGGCCCCUGUGGUUCUGGCCCGGUGAAACUGGGAGAAUUUGCUGCUAAAAAUCCAACUACUGUCUAGAAGAUUCUAACUGGCUCAGUCACUUUAAAAAAAAAAACAUGCAAUGUGUAUAGAUUUUUUAUUAUUUUUAAGUGGUGUUUUGCUCUUUAGUCAUCAUUCAUUUCCAUUAUUGCCACCUCAAAACUCCUCUAAGUGUGUGUGAGUGUAAGACAGACAGACAGAGGGAUCUUUGUUGUUGCGGAGUCUGAUGUUUUGGAUUUUCUCUUUUCUGUUGGCGUGCAUUCAAACAUCAUCCAUAUUUCUGGACCUUUUAUUUCACAAGAUACUGUUGAGGCCAGUUCAGCCCUGACCAUAUCCACCUGCUGUCAACCUGAAAUACUGUACCUCCAUUUUGAUAGAAGAUAUGCGAGCAGUGAUUGGCUUGGUGAAAACAGGUUCACAUAGUUGUUAGUGGAUAUAAGCUAUGUAGAUCUGGAGCUUCCACCAUACAGUAUUGCUCCCAACACCUACUAGUUAGAGCGCGGAAGCAAGCCGAUAGGGAGAAGAUUGAGACCGUCUGGAUGAUUGCUUUGCAAUGUCAUAUCAUUCCAGAAUGCUGUGGUCUCUUGUCAUGACUCAUGACCAAUGAAUGAACAAAAAAAACAGAAAGACAAAGACAUGUAGAAUUUGACAUAGGCAUUACAGGAAUGUGACAAAUAUAUGACUCCCAAAUUCUUCUGAACACCCAGAGACAUUGGCCAUGGUCCAGGUCACCUACAUUGCAGAUGGGUUGCUCAGGUUAUUGGAUCAUUAAGUCAUAUUGAUGAGGGUUCCUGCAAUAUGAAAUGCUACUUUCUCAUUUGUAGAAAUCUGAUACAAAUGUAAUUGGUCAUAGAUCUUCUACAAAUGAGGAACUAUUUUUUUAAUGACAGUAAAUCUAUCAAUAUGACCUAACAAUCUAAUACCCUGCACAACGUGACUGUGAUGUAGGCGACCUGGAACGCGUCUAUUACCACCGCAUGAUGACAACUCCUCUCCUCUCUAUUGCACCAAACUUCCUGUGUCUGUCAUGAAGGAUGUGUGAGCGGAGCUGAAAUCCCACUGUACUGUCCAACCACUGUCAUCCAUCCAUACAUUCAUUCAUUCCCAUCCUCCAUCAACCAACUGUAAAAUCGUACCUUGUUUUGGAUUGCGUUCAUCAUAAUUGUGUUGCAUGCUUGCUCUGUAUGGGAAAAGAAGCGCACAUACAGUCACUGAACUUCUCGGUUGCGUCCGAAAUGUCACCCUACUAUGGGGUUCUGGUCAAAAGUAGUAGACUAUAUGGAAUAGGGUGCUAUUUCGGAUGGACCCUUCCGAUUCUAUUCAGGGUGCUCUUAGUACUAGUCCAAGGCCCAUAUUUAUGAAGCAUCUCAGAGUAGGAAUUCUGAUCUAGGGUCAGUUAUACCUUUAUGAUCAUAAUGAAUAAGACUCUGGGUACUCCAGCGGCUCUGAGAAGAGACUAUGAAUAAGAUUACAUGGACUGGGAGGACCUGAUCCUAGAUCAGCACUCCUAUUCGGAGACGCUUUAUGAAUGAAGGCCCAGUUCUCCUAGUGAAUACAGUACUGAGCCUGCUACGGUCAAUUUAACAGUGUUACCUACCUGAUGUUUUGUAUGAUACUAUUACAUGAAGUUUAUUUGUGGAUCAUUGUUAUUAUUGGUGUGGCAUGUCGUUGGGGAUGUCCUCCUUAUAUUUGAGCUUGAUUUUUUUCAGAGAAAAUAAAAUGUAACUGAAGGUGAAAAAUACUUGGAGAAGUUUUCUGGUGUGUCACUUCUGCACACAGUGCUUCAGACUUCUACUGUAUAAUAUGAAGACCAGAAGGCAGUUGCAACAUUCAAUGCUUCAGGUUUAUUCAAAACUUUUCACCAAUAUAAAAUUAUACAGAAUAUAUACUGCAUAACAAAAAAACAUUAAAGUGUUACAAAGCUUUUUCAUUGA
This is a messenger RNA of Coregonus clupeaformis (lake whitefish), 4174 nucleotides long. Its product is annotated as cyclin-dependent kinase 17-like. Gene Ontology annotation, molecular function: ATP binding; protein kinase activity. The transcript has 16 exons. Lineage: Eukaryota; Metazoa; Chordata; Actinopteri; Salmoniformes; Salmonidae. Gene Ontology annotation, cellular component: cytoplasm; nucleus. The coding region runs from base 461 to 2050 and encodes 529 amino acids. Gene Ontology annotation, biological process: protein phosphorylation. The record is from RefSeq and is a predicted model, not a curated record.